UCCUUCUUCCAGUCAAUAAAAGCCGAUAUCUCGCCUACGUCUCAGUGUGAGUUAUUGAUGGUGCAUCAAUUUUAUUGACUGGAAGUUUUAAAACAUGGAACCCGUUUUGCGUCCGGACCGGUUGGAUUUGGACCCUCAAGACCCUGACGCAGCUCUCGCUUUUGAACACUGGCUUGCAUGCUUCCAAUCGUACUUGGCGGAGCUUUGUGCGACUGAACCCGCCGUUAUGCACAGAAUCCUACUCUCGAGGGUCUCCUCCAAAGUUUACUCCUUUAUCCGGGACCUGCCGACCUACGAAGGGGCACUGGACGCCCUCAAACGACAGUACCUGCGGCCGGUGAACACCGUCUACGCAAGACAUCGCUUAGCUACCCGGCAACAGCGGCCUGGCGAAUCGUGCGCUGAGUUUCUCUGAGCACUACAGACACUCGUCCGAGCUUGUGACUGCAAGACGCUCACGGCAGAACAGCAUGCGGAGCUGCUGGUGCGAGACGCCUUUGUGACGGGACUGAGGUCAGUGUACAUGCGCCAGCGGCUGCUGGAGAACUCGGAUCUUACCUUAAGCUCGGCGAUAGAGAAGGCCAACGCUCUAGAAGCUGCGCGGCAUAACGCCGACGCUGUCCAGUCGCGCGAUUCCCCGCCGGUUUCGUGGACGCCUCAGACCCCGCCACCGCCGGCUCCCGGGAGCGAAUUCGCCAACACCACGGCUGUGGCCCGUAAGAAACUCGUGCUUUGUUAUUUCUGUGGCCAAAAGAAACAUCCUCGACAACGCUGUCCAGCGCGAGAAGCGACCUGCUCCAGCUGCGGAAAGCGGCCUCCCCCACCGCUGUUCGCCAACCUGACCCCCGACUGUAAACCUGUGGCAACCAAAAGCAGGAGGUACAGCGCGGGGGACCGGGCCUUCAUUCAGUCGGAGGUGCAGCGGCUGCUCAGGGAGGGGAUCAUUGAGCCGAGCACAAGCCCUUGGAGGGCCCAGGUGGUUGUUGUUCGGACUGGGCAGAAAAAUAGGAUGGUGGUGGACUAUAGUCAAACCAUCAAUAGGUUUACGCAGCUUGACGCAUACCCCCUACCCCGCAUCGCGGAUAUGGCGGGCGGCCGGCUCUAUCACUUCCUGCGCGUCCCUUUCGGUGUCACGAAUGGUGUCUCUGUCUUCCAGAGGGAAAUGGACCGGAUGGUGGACCAGUACCAACUGCAGGCCACAUUUCCCUAUCUGGAUAACAUCACCAUCUGUGGUCAUGACAGGCCAGAUCACGACGCCAACCUCCAACGGUUUCUCCAAGUGGCCGCAGCUCUGAACCUUACUUAUAACAGGGACAAGUGUGUUUUUGGUACCACCCGCCUUGCUAUACUUGGGUAUGUCGUGGAAAACGGGGUUAUUGGGCCUGAUCCCGAACGUAUGCGCCCCCUGUUAGAGCUCCCUCUUCCCACCACUCUCAAGGCCCUCAGACGGUGCCUGGGGUUUUUUUCCUAUUACGCCCAAUGGGUCCCCCAUUACGCAGACAAGGCUCGCCCCCUGGUCAAGUCUACCUCGUUUCCCCUCUCUGCUGAGGCCUGCGCGGCCUUCAACUGCAUUAAAGCGGACAUUGCCAAAGCUACGAUGCAUGCAGUGGACGAGACCGCUCCCUUCCAAGUGGAGUGUGAUGCCUCCGAUUUCACUCUGGCUGCUACCCUUAAUCAGGAAGGCAGACCAGUAGCAUUCUUUUCUCGCACCCUCCAAGGCUCUGAAAUUCGGCACUCCGCGGUGGAGAAAGAAGCCCAGGCCAUAGUGGAGGCUGUUAGGCACUGGAGGCACUAUCUUGCUGGCAAAAGAUUCACUGUGCUGACCGACCAGCGCUCGGUUGCGUUCCUGUUCAGCAACCAACAGCGGGGCAAGAUCAAAAAUGAUAAGAUUUUGCGGUGGAGGAUAGAACUCUCCACCUACACCUAUGAUAUCCUGUACCGGCCUGGCAGACUCAAUGAGCCCCCUGAUGCCCUAUCCCGGGGAACAUGUGCUAGCACACAGCUCGACCAGCUGUACGCCCUUCAUGCACAACUUUGCCAUCCGGGGGUCACCCGAUUUUACCAUUUUGUGAAAGCUCGGAACCUGCCGUACUCCCUGGAGGACAUCAGGACGAUGACCAGGGACUGCCAAAUUUGUGCCGAGUGCAAACCGCACUUCUACUGUCCUGACACGGCACAACUUGUCAAGGCCACCCGCCCUUUUGAACGCCUGAGUGUUGACUUUAAGGGCCCCCUUCCCUCCACUGACCGCAAUGUCUAUUUUCUCAGUGUUAUUGACGAGUUCUCACGGUUCCCCUUUGCCAUCCCCUGCCCCGACACCACUGCCACGUCCGUCAUAAAAGCCCUGCGCCAGCUCUUCACUCUGUUCGGGUAUCCCUGCUAUAUCCACAGUGAUAGAGGGUCCUCCUUUAUGAGUGAGGAGCUGCGCCAGUACUUGCUAGCUAGGGGCAUUGCUACCAGUCGGACCACGAGUUAUAAUCCCCGGGGUAAUGGCCAGGUGGAGCGGGAGAAUGCCACAGUGUGGAAGGCCACACUUUUAGCCCUUAAGUCCAAAGGGUUGCCGGUCUCUCGAUGGCAGGAGGUCCUCCCUGAGGCACUGCACUCUAUCCGCUCUCUGUUAUGUACGUCCACCAAUGCCACCCCUCACGAACGCCUAUUCUCUUUUCCCAGGAAGUCUGUCACUGGGACCACCCUACCAGUUUGGCUGACGUCCCCGGGGCCAGUGCUGCUCCGGAAACAUGUGAGGAGCAAUAAAUACUCCCCGCUGGUGGAGAGGGUUCACCUUCUCCAUGCGAACCCCCAGUAUGCUUACGUGGUCUUACCUGAUGGGCGGGAGGACACGGUCUCCAUCCGCGACCUGGCACCCGCAGGUGCAGCAGACCACUACCCUGAAGGCUCUCCGGUAACUGUGAACCCUGCACCAGAGGUGACACCGUACUCACCAGGCCCUACACAGACUCCUCACGACACUUGUAUACCGGGCGUUUCGUACGCAUUUAUACCAGGCGCCUCGCACAUGCAUGAGGGAUCACCGGCGCCUAGUGGGCAAGAACACGCGCAACCCCCGUCCCCUGUGCAAUCGCCAAUGUUGCCGGCACCUAUGCGGUCACAGCUGGUGCUACGUAGAUCGCAGCGACAGAUUCGACCGCCUGAUCGGCUUGACUUGUAAGAACCUUCGCUACAUGAGGACUUUUUCAAACGAAGGGGGGGUGAAUGUGGUGAACUAUGUGCCUGUCGGGACACGCCCCUGCUGACUGCUCCUGUGGCUCCUCCCACAGGCCCCUGUAUAAAGGAGACCUGCGGCCUGAAGAUCGGCCUCAGUCUCCAGGACCUUGUAUGAUAGACACUCACUCCUGGUUCCUUCUUCCAGUCAAUAAAAGCCGAUAUCUCGCCUACGUCUCAGUGUGAGUUAUUGAUGGUGCA
Messenger RNA from Hypanus sabinus (Atlantic stingray), 3423 nucleotides. RefSeq lists its product as uncharacterized. Gene Ontology annotation, biological process: DNA integration. The transcript has 4 exons. Gene Ontology annotation, molecular function: nucleic acid binding. The record is from RefSeq and is a predicted model, not a curated record. NCBI's taxonomy places the organism in Eukaryota, Metazoa, Chordata, Chondrichthyes, Myliobatiformes, Dasyatidae.